Labeo rohita (rohu) is the source of this 2583-nucleotide messenger RNA. RefSeq names its product v-rel avian reticuloendotheliosis viral oncogene homolog (gene rel). The record is from RefSeq and is a predicted model, not a curated record. Gene Ontology annotation, biological process: canonical NF-kappaB signal transduction; innate immune response; regulation of transcription by RNA polymerase II. The transcript is spliced from 10 exons. Gene Ontology annotation, cellular component: cytoplasm. Bases 124 to 1944 code for a protein of 606 amino acids. Lineage: Eukaryota; Metazoa; Chordata; Actinopteri; Cypriniformes; Cyprinidae. Gene Ontology annotation, molecular function: DNA-binding transcription factor activity, RNA polymerase II-specific; RNA polymerase II cis-regulatory region sequence-specific DNA binding.
CGGGUGUAUUGUAUAUAGUGGGGAAUUCCCAGUCAGUGCUGUCCUGUGUUGAAGUGUUACUGUAUAUCUGUUCAGCACUUUAGAGCUCGGACGUAAAACUUAAGACAAGGGUGUUCGCAUAACAUGGAUGUGCAUCACCUAUCAAUGCACAGGGACCCCAAUUUAAUGGGAGAGCCCUGUGUUCAGAUCUUCGAGCAGCCAAAACAGAGAGGCAUGCGCUUCAGGUAUAAAUGCGAGGGCCGUUCAGCAGGCAGCAUACCUGGUGAAAGAAGCUCAGACAAUAACAGAACCUACCCAAGCAUUCAGAUUCUGAAUGUUACCGGGAAAGGAAAAGUGCGUGUUACCCUUGUGACCAAAAGCGACCCGUAUAAACCACAUCCUCAUGACUUGGUGGGAAAAGACUGCAAGGAUGGUUAUUACGAAGCAGAGUUUGGUCCUGAACGAAGAGUUAUCGCUUUUCAGAACCUGGGUAUCCAGUGUGUACGGAGAAGAGAAGUGAGAGACGCCAUAAUGCAGAGGAUUACGCGAAGAAUCAACCCCUUCAAUGUUCCCCGAGAACAGCUGUUACAGACUGAGGAAUAUGAUCUGAAUGUGGUGCGUCUUUGCUUCCAAGUUUUCCUCCAAGAUGAGAGUGGGAUGUACAACACCGCGCUGCCUCCCAUCGUCUCCAACCCCAUCUAUGACAACAGGGCCCCCAAUACAGCCGAACUUCGAAUCUGCCGGGUGAACAAGAACAGUGGCAGUGUAAAGGGAGGCGAUGAGAUUUUCCUCCUCUGCGAUAAAGUGCAGAAAGAUGACAUUGAGGUGAGAUUCUUCACUCAGACCUGGGAAGCCAAAGGCUGCUUCUCUCAGGCAGACGUGCACAGGCAAGUGGCCAUAGUGUUCAAGACACCCGCCUACUGUGACACCACCAUCACAGCCCCUGUUACAGUGCGCAUGCAGCUGCGCAGACCCACCGACCAGGAGGUCAGCGAGCCCAUGGAGUUCCGGUAUCUACCUGAUGACAAAGAUCCAUAUGGCUGUCAAGAGAAGAAACGUAAAAUUGAAAGCCAGAUGAAAUCCUUCUCUAGCUUCUCCCAAGGAGCCAUGAGCUUCAUGAACAGACCAAAAGCAGUGCCUUCAACCAACAUGGUGAAUCCAAGAAUCAAACUUGAGCCACAGAGCCAUUAUUAUCAUCGUCCAUCCAACCAAGGAGUGAUGCGCCAAAAUCCGACAGGCUAUUAUAACAAAGCUCCUGCGUCCUGCUCCAUGAUGCCACCCCUAACAGAAAACCCACCGUCAGGAGCGCUCAAUCAAGCAUGGCCCAGUCCAGUCACCAACACCACUGGAGCCACUAAUGGAGUUGGCCUACAGCAGAUGAACCCAAGUCCCAGCAUGCCCACCACAGGGGAAAGUGGAAGCAGCCUUCCUCUACUGACAGCUAUGGAUCUGGAGUUUCUUCAGCCUAAUGGUUCAACCAACAGCCAACCACGACAGGACCAACCAAACCCGCAGAACCAGCAGGUCCAGCAAUCCCAACAGCCAUCUCAAAGGCAAGGAGUAGAAGGAGCCCAUAACUGGUAUAACUACAGCCACCAACAGCCUCAAAACACACAGAAUGGGGCAACAGGCACUGGUGGAUUAAUGGGAACAGGCUACUCGUAUACAGGCAACAUAGAAGAUGAGAUAUUUCAAAACCUCAUGGGAAAUCAGCAAGGGCUUCCACUGAAACAGGAAGCUCAAGGGGCGAGCAACAUGGCUGUGCUGGGGCCCAGCUCGGACUGUGGACAGUCCUUCACCGCGCUCCUGAACUCCACCACCACCAAUGGAAGUACAGCAGAGACCAUGAGACAAAUGGAAUCUGGUGCCCCCAAUCAGAGGGUCUCGCAGAUUCCGUACACUGCCAGCGGCAUGGGGCAGGAGAGCCAUCUCGAUGCUUUUUCCUGGGGGUACUACCCCGACUAGAGGCAAAUUCAAUAAGUGUUCAAGAUGAUUUUGUUUUUGAAACGUAGGCUUUGAUUCAUUCACUGAAUGUAUAUUUACAAAAAAAACAGGAGGGUUUGUUGUCCUGGAAAUACUGUAAGAAGCUGUGACCAAUUAGGUUAAGCAGUGAGAUUUUAUGAAACGUUUAUGUACAUAACAAUCUGAUGGUCAUAUUGGAGAAGUUUGGGACUGUUUGUCCACAAACACUCGAUUAUGGCAGGGUAAUUGUGUUCCUUAAAGUAGGAACUAACAGGGAAUUGUCCCUGGGUAAUGGCUAUGUCAUUUUAAACAUGCUUCUUAUCCAAGGUUCUCAACUGUACUGUUCAAAGAGUUUUCAUUGGUAACUUAAAAGUGAUGGCUUUAGAAAACUAAGACCAAUGUCUCAUUCUGUUUUUACUUUAUUCUACAUACACAAGUUUUUUACAUUGCAUUUUUCUAAGGGUGAGCUUUUGUAUUUUUAUAAAAUUACUGUUUAUACUACUGAACAUGGAUUUUGUGAUUUCAUGUAUGUAAUGUUACAUUCUGAGCUGAUUUGUGGCUACACAAAUCGGUCAUUUUAAUGCAUCAUCUGUUUCUGUUUCACAUUCCAAAGUUCGGGUAAAUAAAAGUCUAACUCUCUAA